AUGCAUCAGAAAUCAUGCAGGUGUAAAAGGGUGAACAUGAACAACCAGCAACCGUUCAUUGGUUUUGCGGUCAAAAAAGAUUUAUUAACACCUUUGUUUAUAAAUCGUAAACAAUUAUUUCCCAAAGAAUUGACUUAUCAACUUGAUCGAUCCCACCCCAUAUUGAACAACAACAAAAACCUCAUACAAUCAAAAAAUUUCGAACGUUAUAAAACAUUAAAAAAUUACAAGGCGACAAACAAUUUUUCAGUUGUCGCGUGUUCCAUUCAACUGACAAUAUGA
Clunio marinus is the source of this 282-nucleotide messenger RNA. The record is from the annotation of a GenBank genome assembly. NCBI's taxonomy places the organism in Eukaryota, Metazoa, Arthropoda, Insecta, Diptera, Chironomidae.